AUGAGAUCAUCAAACAAAUUGCCCACUCCAUCGCUUCCAUCGACCGAUUGGUUUCUCAAUUUGAAGCCGAUUCUUCCAUCAUUCUCUUUACCAAAUGAUGAAACAUUGAAUUGUCUUCCAUCAACAAGCAAUAAUCAACUGCCAAAAAAGACUCAAGAUCAUCAAGAGAAUCAUCGAAAUUUGACGAAUUCUUCGAUUCUCUUGUUUUCAAAUGGGAAAUCUAUCGAAAGGUCAAAAUUCAUUGGCACAAAUGGUAAUUCAGUGAUGUUGACGCCACCGCACACGCCGGAAGAUGGAUUGAAGACAGCUCUCCUCCAAACUCAAAUCGAUUACAAAAUCUUUCCUCAGCGUCCUCCAUUCAACUAUCAACAGUUAAUUGUGAUGGCGUUGAAGUCAUCAAAAAUGCAAAAG
Mesorhabditis belari is the source of this 411-nucleotide messenger RNA. The record is from the annotation of a GenBank genome assembly. NCBI's taxonomy places the organism in Eukaryota, Metazoa, Nematoda, Chromadorea, Rhabditida, Rhabditidae.